AUGAAGGCCGUUACUCUGCCCCUCCUCCUUAGCCUGGCCGGCCUCUCUGUCGCCCGCACCGACCUAGGCGGCUGCGUCUCGUCGCAGACCACCAACCAGUGGCACGAAGCCAGCAUGAUCUGGUACGUGCCCAACUCGGGCGAGAUCUGCGACAUCCCCGACUGCGGCGGCGGCCGCGCACCCCCGAAGACCAACCAGCCCGGCUGCCCGCUGUACACGGGCACCGAGACCCUGACGCCCAGCUACCUGCCGGGCUGGGGUCCCAACGGCAAGGCGGUGCCGUCGACCACUGCGGUGGCGGAGACGUCGUCUACUGAGGCGGCCCAGCCGACUGACUCUUCAUCUUCUUCUGCUGCUGCUGCUCCUCCGGUGUUGUCGCCGCCUCGCUCCAAGCCUGCUGCCGGCCACAUCACCCCGGCCCCCGUUUCUACCCCGUUGGUCACUAUGACCAAGACUACCUCGUCGGGCUCGACGGACUCGCCGCCUGUCUCGGGUAGCAACCCGGACUACAACGCGGCUGCUAUGCCUGCUUCCAAUGUGGCUGGUGUUGUUGCCGUUGUCGCUGCUGUGAUCGGUGCCAUGGCUCUGUAG
Penicillium alfredii is the source of this 591-nucleotide messenger RNA. Its product is annotated as putative cell surface protein. The coding region runs from base 1 to 591 and encodes 196 amino acids. The transcript has a single exon. NCBI's taxonomy places the organism in Eukaryota, Fungi, Ascomycota, Eurotiomycetes, Eurotiales, Aspergillaceae. The record is from RefSeq and is a predicted model, not a curated record.